Messenger RNA from Neohortaea acidophila, 2274 nucleotides. Its product is annotated as P-loop containing nucleoside triphosphate hydrolase protein. The coding region runs from base 188 to 2221 and encodes 677 amino acids. The transcript is spliced from 10 exons. The record is from RefSeq and is a predicted model, not a curated record. Gene Ontology annotation, molecular function: ATP binding; ATP hydrolysis activity. NCBI's taxonomy places the organism in Eukaryota, Fungi, Ascomycota, Dothideomycetes, Mycosphaerellales, Teratosphaeriaceae.
CAACCUUAACCCCAAUGGCCGCGUGCCUAGACCUCAUGUCCGAUGACGAAAUGCACGGUGUUGAAUCUCAUCUCGCAUGCAUCGAUCUUUGACUACACCGAGUACUUGUAACCGGUACCUCACGCCUUUAGUCCCAUAUCUUUAGCAUAUCCAACCUCGUAGCAUACCCAUCCGUGCAAAAGCAAGCAUGGCCCCCGCCCGAGAAAAGACGAAACCUCCGGCAGCAGAAGUGAAUGGCGAACAAACCCGCACGAAUGCAGCGGCCGACGACUUCUCGACCGUGAAGCGGCUCUACGAAGGCAAGCGCGAUGAAGAAGGCUACCAGCGCUGGGAGGAGGAGCCGCCGGCGGAGAUGCAGGAGAUUGCGGCGCGCAAGACGCAGCGCAAAGCACAUCCCGUCGUGCUGCGGUACGUGAAGUCCGUGGACGAGAGCGGGGAUAAGGUGUUUCGGCUGCAUUCGCUGGUUGUGCAGAGUGAGGCUUUAAAAGACAUGCUCCGCGACAUCCUCGCCGACUAUCCCGGCGCAGACCAAUACGGCAUCCACACCGACGAACCCACCUUCGAACCGCCCUUCCAGCCCUUCUACCACCGCUGGGACAGGUUCGAAGCGUACGUCAACAGCGCGCACAGCAGCAGAGACGUGCAGCUGCUGCAUUCCAUCAUCGACGCCGAGCUGCAGCCCAUCCGCAGCCAGGUGGCGAGUCUGACGAGGCACGAGGGGUAUAUUACGUUCAACCUGUUGUGGACGCUGUAUUGCCCUGGGAGUCUGAUUUUUGGCCGCCUGCGCGGCGCGGAUCAUGUGUUUGUUGCGAAGCGGACGAAGAAGAGGCAGAUGCCUAUGGGCGGGCCGCUUUUGUUGGACAUUAUGUUGGACUGCAUCGACUUUGACGGCGUGAAAUUCGGCAGAUGCGAAGAGACAAUCUCCAUCAUGGAGUACAUCGGCGAACAACGCAUCUCCUCCCUCAUCACCCACCCCCUCGAAUACCACCCCGACAGAACCGGGCUAAUGAAACGCCUCUCCGCCCGAGGCGAUCGCUACUUGAAUCUAGCCAAAGGCGGCUACCAUCAAUACAACGGGCUAAUGUACCAGGCCAACCAUUUCGAACCCAGCUGGGAAGAUGGCAGGAUUGUAAUCGAUUGCGCCGGCUUCGUGAAGCAGAAUCCGUACCAUUGCACGCCUUGUCGGGCCUUGCAGGAUGCAGAGCAGCAGCCGCCGCCGCAGAGUGCGAAUAGUAAUGUGCCAGCUGCGUCUCAAGGCGGGAAUGCAGAGGCGGAUGCUGGCGACGACACGAUUACGAAUACGCUUUCCAUGGAUGUUGUCAAGGAGCCCGAGUUGACGGACGAGCAGAAGUGUAUGACGCGCUCGGUGGUGAGGGGGUUCAGUCUGACGCAGAAGAAAUGGGCGGAGUUCCAAGUCGACGACAUUACGAACAUUGUCUGGAACGAAGAUGCAUUCUCAAAACUCGUCAUGCCGCAAGCAAGAAAGAGACUAAUCAGGGCAUUGAUCCGCGAACAAAGCAUCCCAGGCCAAAAGCAAAGCUUCGACGACAUAAUCCAAGGCAAAGGCCAAGGCCUCAUAAUGCUCCUCUCCGGGCCCCCCGGCACAGGCAAAACCCUAACAGGCGAAUCCAUCGCCGAUGCCCUCCGCCUGCCCCUGUACUACGUAACGGCCUCCGAGCUGGGCGACCGGAUCGAAGACAUCGAAAAGUCGCUGACGAAAGUCUUCUCGCUCGCGCACCGCUGGCAUUCCGUCGUGCUGAUUGACGAGGCGGAUGCCUUUCUGGAGAAGCGGACGGAUGAGAUGAGCCCGGAGGCGAGGGAGAGGAGUAAGCGCGUUGCGGCGUUUUUGCGGCUAUUGGAGUAUUAUAAAGGGACGUUGUUGUUGACUACCAAUCGAUCGCAAAUGGCCUUUGAUGAUGCCUUCGCCUCGCGCAUCCACCUCCGCCUCUUCUUCAGGGAACUCGACGCCGAAACCCGGAAACAAAUCUGGCACAACUUCCUCAGCAACCUGCUCCCCACCUCCGCCGCUAAAGAGCAAGUAAACUUCGACGCGCUAGCAGCGAUCGAAAUCAACGGACGCGAGAUUAAAAAUGUGGUCAAAAUGGCGCGGUUGUUGGCCAAGAGUGAGCGGGAGGAGUUGAGUUAUUCGCAUAUCCGGGAUGUGAUGGAGGUGAUGGAGAUUACGUUGGGGGAGGGCAGGACGGGGGCGGGGGGGAGUUGAUGAGAGGGGAGGGGAGGGGAGGGGAAGCGUGGGUUAUGUAGUUGCGAUUCGAC